Morchella importuna is the source of this 2517-nucleotide messenger RNA. RefSeq lists its product as uncharacterized. Bases 1 to 2517 code for a protein of 838 amino acids. Gene Ontology annotation, biological process: glycerophospholipid catabolic process. Gene Ontology annotation, molecular function: A2-type glycerophospholipase activity. The transcript is spliced from 6 exons. Lineage: Eukaryota; Fungi; Ascomycota; Pezizomycetes; Pezizales; Morchellaceae. Gene Ontology annotation, cellular component: cytosol. The record is from RefSeq and is a predicted model, not a curated record.
AUGCGCAUUCUGUCGGCCCCAGGAUCAUCCUCACCAUCAUCAUGCUACCGCCGCCUGCUGUGGGGGUGGAGGAGGGGGAGGGGUCGCUCACACCGGAUUGCUUCUUUAACCUCUCUACGCUGUAAAUCAUCCCAAACCGAUGGUGCUGCUCCCUUCUCCCGGAGUCCCCCCUCUCCAUCUUCGUCUUCGUAUUCGUCCUCCCGCACCGCCGCUGCGGAUACUCCACCAAUGAACAGCAGCACAAACCUCAAGAUCGGCCUCGGCGCCCUCGUCACCGCAACUGUCCUUGUUACAUUCUACCAGACGCAAUCCCGCCGGCGCAAAUCCCCAGGGCUGCAAUGCGACAGCACCACCGAGUUCCCCGCGCUCGUCAAAGUCACGCCCGACCUCUCCGCGCAGCUCCAAGCCGAGCAGGAAUCCGUUAAGCCGCUCCCGGCGCCGGACCCCUCCGACCAAUCCGUCACUGCCGCGGCCGCCGCUGAACAGGAAGACGCAUCCUCAGACUACCAGUGGCUCAACUUCUCAUCCAAGCUACUGGCCGCAAAGGAGAGCAUCAUCAGCAUCGAGUGGGGCAAGCUCACUGACCUCACCCACGUCUUCCCGACAUGGGCCGUCGGACUACCGGAAUGGAUUACAAAGCUGCAGCGCGAACUUAAUAUGGAGCCUGGCUCGCUGGCUGGCACGCUCUGGGAGGAGGCAAAGGACCCAAAGAUCACGCCCGAGAUCGAGUGGGAUGCGCGCGUCCGGCAAGGGAAGGACCUUUGCGUGGAAGAGCAGGAAUUCCUUGCCCGCCGGCGCACGCACACGAAGAAGGCGCUCGCCAGCUAUCUAGGUAUCCCCGAGGCAGAGAUCCAUGAGGACGACGUACCGGUGAUUGCGAUCACGGGGAGCGGUGGUGGGCUCCGUGCGAUGGUUGCGGGGACGGGGUACUAUCGUGCGCUGACGCGGGCGGGACUCUAUGACUGCGCAACUUAUACGGCGGGUGUAUCAGGGAGCUGUUGGCUGCAGGCACUAUAUCUAACGAGUAUUGGUGACUGUAAUUUUGACAAGGUGCUACAGCAUAUCAGGGAGCGUAUCUGCGUGCAUAUUGCGUAUCCGCCCAAGGCGCUCGAGCUUCUGACGGCGCCGCCGGCCAACAAGUAUUUGCUUAGAGGUGUGGUAGAGAGGUUGCGGACAGGAUAUUCGUCUUUCGGCCUGGUGGAUUUGUAUGGCCUGCUUCUGGGCGCGAGAUUGUUGGUGCCAAAGAACGGCGAGCAGCCAUUGCCGAUAUAUACAGCGGUCCGUCACGAGAUUCCAUUUGUAGGCGGAGAGAACGAGAAGAACGAGAGUAUCACAGAGGAGGUCAAGGAAAAGGCCAGUAAAUCCGGUGAAGCCUGGUUUCAGUGGUUCGAGGUAACUCCAUUCGAGUUUUUCUGCGAAGACUUAGAUGCCGGCAUCCCAACUUGGUCUAUGGGCCGCCGCUUCGAGGGCGGCGUCAAUGUCGACCGUGAAGUGCCAGAAAUGAAACUCCCGCUACUAUUCGGCAUUUUUGGAUCUGCGUUUUGUGCGACGCUGAGCCAUUACUAUGCUGAGAUCCGCCCAUUUGUCACGUCGAUCAAUCUAUUUCUGGCACUCGACAAAAUGGUGCUCGAGAGAAACAACGAUCUGAGCAAAGUCCAUCCUAUCGACCCCGCGCAGAUGCCAAAUUUUGUCAAAGGCCUAAAGGAUUCACUGCCUGAUACGUGUCCAGAAUCUUUGUACGAGUCUGAGGGCAUGAAGCUGAUGGAUGCAGGUAUGUCUAACAAUCUUGCAUGCUACCCGCUUCUCCGCCGCGGCCGCAACGUCGAUAUUCUCCUGGCAUUCGACUCCUCGGCCGACAUUCAGACCGCCAAUUGGCUCGGUUUCGCCGAAGGUUACGCAAAACAGCGCAAAGUCCAAGGCUGGCCCGUGUCCAUUGGGUGGCCCAAGGAAGAGGAUUCCGACUCGACCAUUCUAGAGGAACUAGAGGGUGCGCAGGCACACUCGACCUCAGAGGCAAAAGAGAAGCUCGAGGAAGCGCAGAGGGAGGAUGAGGAGGCCGAAGCAAGCAAGUCACCUGCCACAAAGACAGAAGAGGAGAGAAAAAAGAGCGCGCUUGGAUACUGUACCGUUUGGGUUGGAAGCAAGGAGGAGAGGAGCACCGAUGAGGAGCCGCCCCCAAGUAAGGCCGUGGAGGAGGAUUGGGAGUUGAUGGAUCCAGAUGCUGGGAUUACUGUUGCUUAUUUCCCACUCAUUCCAAACGAGAAAGCCCCUGGCGUGGAGCCCGAACGGUCGCCUUAUCUCUCAACGUGGAAUUUCGAGUGGACACCGGAAGAGGUUGACAAGACGGUAGCAUUAGCGCAAGCAAAUUUCGACGAAGGUGCCGAUAAACUUAAGAGAGCAGUUAGGGCGGUUUAUGAGAGGAAGAAACGGUUGAGGUUGAAGAGAGAGGCAGAAAAGAGUGAAGCAGACCACGAAGAGACUCAGAGGAGGCAUAGUAUUCAUGAUCAUUUCUCAUGA